Molecule: messenger RNA, 4477 nt
Organism: Linum tenue
Lineage: Eukaryota; Viridiplantae; Streptophyta; Magnoliopsida; Malpighiales; Linaceae
Source: the annotation of a GenBank genome assembly
GGAAGAGUGUGCUCAAAGUUCUUUUUGGUCAGUUUUUGUUACCAAUAAACAAGUAAUAUUAGUUAGUUACUUCAAAGGACAGGAGCACCAGGAAGCAAGCAAAGCAACAACUGCAAGAAGGAAGUGGGUGGUAGACUGGUGAGGAAGAAGAAGAAGUUAAGGUACCAAGUGAGUGAGUGAAGGUUAAGGAAAAUGAUAGUGGUUGUUGUUGUUGCCAUUGCUGUUGUUACAGUUGCCUGCCCCUGCCGCCUUACUUCUAUUCCCCCUUUCUUCUCCUUCUCCUUCUACCUGUAUUCACUCUUUCCUUUCUCCCUCUCUUUUCCUCUAUUCUUAAUUUUCCCCAACUACCCCUAUCACUUUCUCUCUCUCUCUCUCUCUCUCCCUCUCCUCCUCCCUUUUUCACAUUGUCUUUCUCUUCCUAGAAAUACCCACUUCCCAAAAUUUCCUCGUUUUUAGCUGCUGCUCUUACUCUCUUCUUCUUCUUUCCCCUACUUCUUGUUUUUUCACAUUUUUGGGUCUGAAACUCUGAAUUCAGGAGAAGGGUGUGGUGAUUUCUUGCUAAAGUUGCGAACUUUGUGGUCUGAAUUCACUGCUGCUCGAAAUUUGUGCUGUCCUUUCAUCUGGGGUUCUAUGAUGGAUGCACCGCCGUCUCCUUCCCCUGUUUCUCCUCCCGGCGGCGGCGGAGGAGGGGAGGAUUGUUGUGUAAAAGUAGCGGUACACGUCAGACCGCUCAUCGCUGACGAGAAAGCUCAAGGAUGUAAAGAUUGCGUCACUGUUGUCCCUGGGAAGCCUCAGGUUCAAAUAGGUACACAUUCCUUUACAUUCGAUCAUGUCUAUGGGAGCACGGGUUCACCAUCGACAGCCAUGUUCGAGGAGUGUGUUGCUCCAUUGGUUGAUGGCUUGUUCCAGGGUUACAAUGCUACUGUCCUUGCCUAUGGUCAGACGGGAUCCGGAAAGACAUAUACAAUGGGUACCGGUUUCAAAGAAAGCUACCAAGCUGGAAUAGUUCCUCAAGUGAUGAGUGUACUAUUCGGAAAGAUCGAGACUUUGAAGCAUCAAACUGAAUUCCAGCUCCAUGUUUCAUUCAUUGAGAUUCUGAAAGAAGAAGUGAGAGACUUGCUGGAUCCCUCGUGUCUGCACAAAGCAGAAUCUCCCAAUGGACAUGCGGGGAAAGUAAACGUGCCAGGAAAGCCACCAAUACAAAUUCGAGAAUCUUCAAACGGCGUGAUAACGCUUGCAGGAUCCACGGAAGUUAGUGUUGGCAGUUUGAAGGAAAUGGCCGCUUACCUAGAGCAAGGAUCGUUGAGCAGGGCAACUGGGAGUACAAAUAUGAACAACCAAUCAAGCCGUUCCCACGCUAUUUUCACCAUCACGCUGGAGCAAAUGCAGAAAAACAACUCACUCUCUACUGGAGAUGGGAGUCAAAACGAUGGGAUGAACGAUGAGUAUCUUUGCGCUAAGUUGCAUUUGGUAGAUCUAGCAGGAUCUGAAAGGGCCAAGAGGACUGGUUCAGAUGGCUUGCGCUUUAAGGAAGGCAUUCACAUCAACAAGGGGCUUUUGGCACUUGGCAAUGUGAUCAGCGCACUUGGGGAUGAGAAAAAGCGGAAAGAAGGUCUUCAUGUUCCUUAUCGGGACAGUAAAUUGACUCGGCUUUUGCAGGACUCGCUUGGCGGUAACAGCAGAACUUGCAUGAUAGCUUGCAUUAGCCCUGCUGAUAUAAAUGCAGAGGAAACCCUGAACACUCUAAAGUAUGCGAAUCGUGCUCGGAAUAUUAAAAACAAGCCUGUUGUCAAUAGAGAUCCAAUGUCAAGUGAGAUGCUUAAAAUGCGGCAACAGCUGGAGUAUCUUCAGGCAGAACUCUGUGCCCGAGGAGGAUCUUCAUCCGAUGAAGUGCAAGUUCUCAAGGAAAGAAUCGCAUGGCUUGAAUCUACAAACGAGGAUCUCUGUAGAGAGCUUCAUGUAUAUCGCAGCAGGUGUGCUGCUGUGGAUCCCCGUGACAUAGAUGUUCAAGACGCUAGUAUAUGUUCUGUAAAAGGUGAGGGACUCAAAAGGAGCUUACGCAGUCUAGAAGCAUCAGACUAUCAAAUGGUUGAAACAGUACAGAGCGAUACUAGAGAAAUUGAUGAUGAAGUAGCUAAAGAAUGGGAGCACACGCUUCUCCAAAGCACAAUGGACAAGGAGCUGCACGAGUUGAACAGGCGCUUGGAAGAGAAAGAGUCGGAGAUGAAACUUGUUGGAGGUUUCGACACUGUAGCACUCAAGCAACACUUCGGCAAGAAAAUAAUGGAAAUGGAGGAUGAGAAAAGAGUUGUGCAGCAAGAGCGAGACCGUUUGCUAGCUGAAAUCGAAAAUCUCUCAGCUGGCUCGGAUGGGCAUGCUCAGAAAUUGCAAGAUGUUCACUCCCAGAAAUUGAAGACAUUAGAGACACAGAUUUCAGAUCUGAAGAAGAAACAGGAGAGCCAGGUCCAGCUUUUGAAGCAGAAACAAAAAAGCGAUGAAGCGGCAAAGAAAUUGCAAGAAGAGAUACAAUCUAUAAAGGCACAGAAGGUUCAAUUGCAACACAGAAUGAAGCAAGAGGCGGAACAAUUUCGACAAUGGAAGGCCUCUAGAGAAAAGGAAUUGCUUCAGCUACGCAAGGAGGGGAGAAGAAAUGAAUACGAAAGGCAUAAGCUACAAGCAAUAAACCAGCGCCAGAAAAUGGUUCUGCAAAGAAAAACAGAGGAAGCUGCUGUUGCUACCAAGAGGCUAAAGGAAUUGCUUGAAGGCCGAAAAUCUUCUCCACGUGAAAACGGUCUUUCCAAUGGACAUGUAGCCAAUGGACAGAGCAAUGAAAAAUCUCUACAAAGAUGGCUUGAUCAUGAGCUAGAAGUCAUGGUGAAUGUUCAUGAAGUUCGCUUUGAGUAUGAGAAGCAAAGCCAAGUGCGAGCUGCACUGGGCGAAGAGCUUGCUGUGUUGAGACAGGUGGAUGAGCUAGCUUCAAAAGGAUUAACCCCUCCAAAGGGAAAGAAUGGAUUUGCUAGGGCUUCAUCCAUGUCACCGAAUGCCAGAAUGUCCAGAAUAGCCUCACUCGAGAGCAUGUUGAACAUAUCAUCCAACUCUCUCGUGGCUAUGGCUUCACAACUUUCAGAAGCAGAAGAGCGUGAACGCAGCUUCACCACCCGUGGGCGUUGGAACCAGUUGAGGUCCAUGGGAGAGGCCAAGAGCUUGCUUCAGCACAUGUUCAACUCUCUGGGGGAUGCAAGGUGCCAAAUGUGGGAGAAGGAUAUGGAUAUCAAGGAAAUGAAGGAACAGUUCAAAGAACUUGUUAAUCUAUUGCGUCAAAGCGAGACUCGAAGAAAGGAAGUCGAGAAGGAGCUGAGGUUGAGAGAACAAGCAGCUGCUAUUGCUUUGGCUACAGCAGCUUCAGUAGGGGCUGGCCAUGAACAAGGAACCCCGCCCAAUUCACUAAAACACGGUGCUGAUGAAAUGAUGAGCAGUCCCUUGUCUCCAGUAUCUGUGCCAGCACCGAAACAGCUAAAAUAUACACCAGGAAUAGUGAACGUCCCAGUCAGAGAAUCUGCAGCUUUUAUAGACCAAUCGAGAAAAAUGGUACCGCUGGGGCAAGCAUCAACGAGAAAACUAGCAGUUGCAAGCCAAGGUGGGAAGCUGUGGAGAUGGAAGAGAAGUCAUCAUCAGUGGCUCUUGCAAUUCAAGUGGAAAUGGCAGAAGCCAUGGAGGCUAUCCGAGACAAUCAGGCUCAGUGACGGGACAAUUACAAGGACGAAGCACCGUGUACAGUACCGAACACGUGUGUCAUGAGCUGUGAGCAACUUGGGUUACUCUCACCAUAAUCUCUCCAUCUUAGAGCUAUAAGUGUGGUUCUAAUGCGCUUCUAUCGGAGAGGGAGCGAGCUAUGCUUGUAGCUGAGAUGGAUGGGUUGAUUUUGAAAGGAAGCUAGGGUUUGAUACUUCUAAUGCUGCUGGGGAGCAUCUUUGUAAAGCAUUGGUUUGGUGAUGCUGCCCCGUGAUCAUAUAUAUACUAAUGAAGAACUGAGGAAAACGCAGUUCGACUGGCGAGAUGUCUUAUGUUCUGCCAAAUAUACCUAGUUCGCUGUUCAAUAACCCAACACCUUGGAUGGAAACACUCUCAUCAAGGAUGUCCGCACAAAAAUUGCACAAGGAAGAAGAAGAUCUCUCUGCCUUGUGUUUGUUUUUGGUCCUACUAUUAGGUGUAAUGUUCUUUUUUCUUUUUGUAUCUGCCUAAUUUGUGCCAUUAUUUUAGUGUGUAAAGCACAAAAGUUGAUAAGAGGGGAUAUUCUUUGUGAACGGAGAUUUGUUUUAGCAGUGUGGAUAUGUAAGAAGACAGCAAUAUAUGUCAUCAUCUUAUAUGUACAAAAGGAAAAUUAACUUCAAGAUAUAUUGCCUUGUAGUCUGCUUCUUGUUUGGGGUACAUUUUAUGAUCGAAAUAUGUAACAAUUGAUAUACCAUAUCAUUUUGAC